This is a messenger RNA of Talpa occidentalis (Iberian mole), 346 nucleotides long. It is a transcript of the gene RPS29, whose product is annotated as ribosomal protein S29. The record is from RefSeq and is a predicted model, not a curated record. The transcript is spliced from 3 exons. Bases 57 to 227 code for a protein of 56 amino acids. Gene Ontology annotation, molecular function: zinc ion binding; structural constituent of ribosome. Gene Ontology annotation, biological process: translation. Gene Ontology annotation, cellular component: ribosome; cytosolic small ribosomal subunit. NCBI's taxonomy places the organism in Eukaryota, Metazoa, Chordata, Mammalia, Eulipotyphla, Talpidae.
GAGCGCAUGCGUGGGGGGUUCUUUCCUUUUUGUCUCGUUGCUUCCGAGAAAGUAAGAUGGGUCACCAGCAGCUCUACUGGAGUCACCCGAGAAAAUUCGGCCAGGGUUCUCGCUCUUGCCGCGUCUGCUCAAACCGACACGGCCUGAUCCGGAAAUAUGGGCUCAACAUGUGCCGCCAGUGUUUCCGUCAGUACGCCAAGGACAUAGGCUUCAUCAAGUUGGACUAAAUGAUCUUCCUUGAAUUGGCUGUGGAGAAAUCUACCGUAAAGCAGAAACUAGUUUUUUGUACAUAAAAUAAAAUACUUCAAUUAUGAGUGUUGUAAUGUGAGUGGUGUAAUCAAUUGAU